Molecule: messenger RNA, 4618 nt
Organism: Fusarium verticillioides 7600
Lineage: Eukaryota; Fungi; Ascomycota; Sordariomycetes; Hypocreales; Nectriaceae
Exons: 8
Coding region: 760-3960 (1066 amino acids)
Biological process (GO): protein import into nucleus
Cellular component (GO): cytosol; nuclear envelope
Molecular function (GO): small GTPase binding
Source: RefSeq, a predicted model, not a curated record
UUCGUUCGUUCGUUCGUUCGUUCACUGCCCGACUUCAUUCGACUCCGUCCCUCCCCCGACGCCGUCUCCAGCUUUUGAUGAAAGCUUCCGCCGCCGAGUGACGGGCGAAUUGUGUCCCACCCACAAACCCGCACCGCGUACCGUACAUACUUGGCCUGGAGCCCUACCCGGCCCCAAUCAGAACCUGAGAACCCCCAUUUCCCAUCUUUUCGAGCCCCUGGACACUCGCACACACCCGACACCUUGCGGACGGCCCUGGUGGUACUUUCUGCCGACUAGGUACAACUUUUUGGGCCUCUGGCAUCGUCCAUCGGGACCUAAUAUUUCAGCUCUUUUUUUCAAGGAAAAAGCACCAAGGGACCAAAAAAAAAAAAAAAAAAAACCUUGACCAACAAAAAGUCACUGUCGCAUUCCCAAGGCGUCGACUUAAUUCAGGACAGCGCAGCUCAACUCGCCAACUCGCUCGACUACCUAUUGAGCCUCCUUCUGCUUCACACCGUGGUCUCGUAGUCGUUGGACUGUGGACUGUGGACUAAAGUUAGCUGGCCUUGCCUGGACGAAUUUGCUUGCUCGUGCUUUUUCUUUGGGGUGCUUUUUUGGGCUGUCUCUAGAUGCCCCGCCAUCUGUCGCUCGCCAUCCUUAUCCAGACCCAGAUUUGACAGAUCCUGAUUCCGCCUCUCUCGUCCGCCUUUCUUCCAACCUCACACUCCCAUCCCCUUCGGCCUCGACGUCGACUUCUCUCCAUAUCCACCCUUCAUCAUGGAUCCCGCCGCUGUGAGGUCCUUGCUCGCCACUAGCUUGGACCCUGAUGCAGACAGUCGAAGGCGUGCUGAGCUUCAGUUGAAACAGAUUGAAGAACAGCCCGGAUUUCUCGAAUGUCUGCUCGAUAUUUUACAAGCCGAACAGGAGGCUAGUGUCCGCCUUUCGACCGUGAUUUAUGUCAAGAACCGUGUCAAUCGAUCAUGGUACAAUAAUGAGGGGUACUCUCCCGACCCCCCCACCGCUAUAAUCCCUGAAGAAGAGAAGGCUCGUGUACGAGACCGCCUUCUGCCAAUCCUCGCUACGUCCGAAACCCUCGUCCGCCAGCAGCUCAUUCCCGUCCUCCAACGAAUCCUCCAAUAUGACUUCCCCGCCCGUUGGCCCAAGUUCAUGGACUUUACCGUCGAGCUUCUAAACACGAAUAACCCCGGUUCCGUCCUUGCUGGUCUGCAGUGUCUGCUCGCCAUCUGCCGUGCGUUCCGCUACAAAGCAACCGACAGCGAUGACCGACAACACUUUGACAAGAUUGUGGAGGCAACAUUUCCCCGUCUUCUCGCCAUCUGUAACGAGUUGGUGAACCAGGAGAGCGAUGAGGCUGGUGAGAUGCUUCACUUGGCCCUCAAGGCCUACAAGCAUGCGACAUGGUUGGAACUUUCGCCUUCGCUACGACAACGUGACACCAACAUCGCUUGGUGCACUGUUUUCCUACACACGGUUUCCAAGGCUUGCCCCGCCAAUGCUAUGCAGGGCGAUCAACACGAACGUGAGAAGCAUCACUGGUGGAAGGCUAAGAAGUGGGCUUUCUUCAACCUAAACCGCCUCUUCAUUCGACAUGGCAACCCUGCCAGUCCUGGUAAGGGCGAAGACGCACUUGCUUUUGCCAAGGACUUCACCGCGAACAUUGCCCCCGAGAUCCUCAAGCACUACCUCCAAGAGAUCGAGAAAUGGGUUGCCAAAACCUCUUGGCUCAGCCGACCUUGUCUUUCCUAUACUCUGGUCUUCCUCGACGAGUCCGUACGACCCAAGGAAAUGUGGUCACAUCUUAAGCCUCAUCUUACAAACCUUGUCACCCACUUUGUCUUCCCCGUCCUUUGCCUUACCGAGGAGGAUGUCGAGCAAUUCCAAGAUGAGCCCGACGAGUACCUUCACCGAAAGCUUAACUACUUCGAGGAAGCGUCUGCUCCUGAUGUCGCCGCUACUAACUUCCUGGUCAACCUUACAAAGAACCGCCGCAAGGAGACCUUCGAGAUCCUCAAGUUCGUCAAUGCCGUUGUCACCGAGUACGAGCAGGCUGCGGAUGAUCAGAAGAACCAUAUUGCCAAGGAGGGUGCUCUGCGCAUGAUCGCUACCCUGGCGCCGGUUAUUUUGGGCAAGAAGAGCCCCAUUGCUGAUCAGGUCGAAUACUUCCUCGUCCGUUAUGUCUUCCCCGACUUCACCAGCCCACAGGGCUACCUCCGCGCUCGUGCUUGCGACACCAUCGAGAAGUUCGAGCAGCUCAACUUCCAGGAUCAGAACAACCUCCUUACUAUCUACCGACACAUCCUGGAUUGUAUGGCCGACCCUGAUCUCCCAGUUCGUGUCACGGCCGCUCUCGCUCUCCAGCCUCUAAUCCGCCACGAUGUCAUUCGAACAAGCAUGCAACAAAACAUUCCCACGAUUAUGCAGCAGUUGCUCAAGCUUGCCAACGAGGCUGAUAUUGAUGCGCUCGCCAACGUCAUGGAGGACUUUGUCGAGGUCUUCGCCACUGAGCUCACUCCUUUUGCUGUCGCACUGAGUGAGCAGCUCCGAGACACUUACAUGAGAAUUGUGCGCGAGCUUCUCGAGAAGGAGAGCAAGGUUGGUGAUGACGGUGAGCUCUACAACGAGUAUGACGACAAGAGCAUCACUGCUCUGGGUGUCCUGCAGACCAUCGGAACUCUGAUCCUUACACUCGAGAGCACUCCUGACGUCCUGCUCCACAUCGAGGCUGUCCUUAUGCCCGUCAUCAAGGUUACCCUGGAGAACAAGCUUUACGACCUCUACAACGAAGUCUUCGAAAUCAUCGAUAGCUGCACUUUUGCUGCCAAGUCCAUCUCUCCCACUAUGUGGCAGGCCUUUGAGUUGAUCCACACUACUUUCAAGGCCGGUGCUGAGUACUACCUCGAGGAUAUGCUGCCUGCUCUGGAUAACUUUGUCCAAUUUGGUGCUCCUCAGCUCGCUCAGAAGCCCGAGUACACUCAGGCGCUUUACUCCAUGGUCGCUGACAUGUUCACCGACAGUAUUCAGGGAGGUGUCGAGAGGAUAUGUGCUUGCAAACUGGCCGAGGCCAUGAUGCUUAGCUUAAAGGGCCAGAUUGAUAGCUGUGUCGAGGGUUUCAUCAACAUUGCCAUGAACAUCCUCGCCAACCAAGAUAUCAAAGUAAAGAGCUACCGCAUUCAUCUCAUGGAGAUGGUUAUCAACUCGAUCCAUUACAACCCACUCCUUACCCUUCAGGUUCUUGAGAACAAGGGCUGGACAAACCGAUUCUUCAGUCUCUGGUUCGGCAGCAUGACUUCUUUCACCCGUGUUCACGACAAGAAGCUUUGCAUUGUUGCCAUCUCGGCUCUUCUUAGCCUGAACCCUGAGCACGUGCCGUCAAGUGUCUCCGUUGGCUGGCCAAGAUUGCUUCAAGGCAUUACUGAACUAUUCCGCUCCCUUCCUGCCGCUCAGAAGAACCGCGAUGAGGCUCUCCGUGACGACUUCCACCUCGAGUCUACUUACGACUACGGCGAGGAAGAUGAGUGGGAUGACGACGAGGCCAACUGGAACGCUGAGGAGGAAGAGGAGACAGGCGAGACUAACGAGUCCAAGGACGAGAGCACUGCUUAUCUGAACUUCUUGAACGAGGAGGCCCAGAAGUUUAGCCGAGCAAUUGAUGACGUCGAGGAGGACGAUCUUGGCGAGGACUCUGUCCUGCUCGAGUCACCCCUCGAUAAGAUUGAGCCUUAUCAAUUAUUCCGCGGUACUUUAAUGAAAAUGCAACAAGAGCAACCCCAAUUCUAUAGCAGCCUGGCUGGACACCUCACAGCUGAUGAUCAGAAUGUGAUUCAGUCGGUAAUGGUCAAGGCCGAUGAGAUUGCGGCACAGCAGGUGCAGCAAGCUCAGCAAGCCCAGCUCCUCGCUCAGCAACAGGCUGCUGCGAUGGCGGCCAACCUCAGCGCCCCUAACGGCGGUGCCAGCUAAAGGAUGGCAGUCGAAGGAUGUCGUACACGUAUCACGAGUGAUCUGAGUUAUUGGAGUUGUUUCUGCCCCCAUUUUGUUAUAUCCCUUUCCUCGUUCAUGUCAGGGCAGGAGUAAAGAUUCCCCGGAGACCAAGAAAUGUGUUGAGCCCAUACCAAAAGAAAGAGAAUUAGAACGUGCAAACAACGAUGAGCCCACCUACUGGAGGACCCCCUUCCAAAGAGUGCUGUGGGUAUGAUUGGUAUAGGGGAGCUGGAUUGCGAAGCAUUUUACGAGGGUGUCAUUGACGGGAAAUUUGUGCUGAGGAGAAAUGAGAAAAUGAGCCGAUGACGACGAGACUGCGGAUGAAGCGAGCAAGAGGUUAAUCUGAUUCGAGAGUGCAAGCUGAGAUAGGACGAAGAUGAUAGUCCCGAGAUCAAAAGGAGAGGUGAUCUCUUGAGCUGAGCAGUCCCAGUUUAAAGGUAAACAAACAAACAAGUAAAUACAAUUGAUAGUUCCAUCCUUGGUUCAAACCCAUGGUUUAUCCUCACUCUGCCACAUCAAAGACAGUUAUCCUCGGACGCUGAGGGGGGUGAGUCUGGUUCUACCCCGGUUGUACAUCACACAAACGUUGCCUGUAACCGCAAUCAGAGGUGAUAAGUUUCGUGAUAUUGUUUGUGCC